Saccharomycodes ludwigii is the source of this 600-nucleotide messenger RNA. RefSeq names its product mitochondrial 54S ribosomal protein bL32m (gene MRPL32). Gene Ontology annotation, molecular function: structural constituent of ribosome. Gene Ontology annotation, biological process: translation. Bases 1 to 600 code for a protein of 199 amino acids. Gene Ontology annotation, cellular component: mitochondrial large ribosomal subunit. The record is from RefSeq and is a predicted model, not a curated record. NCBI's taxonomy places the organism in Eukaryota, Fungi, Ascomycota, Saccharomycetes, Saccharomycodales, Saccharomycodaceae. The transcript has a single exon.
AUGUGUAUAUCUCAUACUACUACUAUGUGUUGUAAUAAUGCCAUUGCUGUUUUGAAAAAACAACAACAACAACCAAGGAAUUUUUUUCUUUUAGCUUUAAGAUCUAUAUUAUCACUUGGUGGUGGGGGCACUAUUUCCAACAAUACCAUUCCCUUGGGAAAAUGGGCUGAAUUGGUUGGUUUUCCCGCUGUUAAUAAUGAUACUAAUUCUGAAUCCGUAACAGAUUUUCUAACUGAUAAUGGUAUUUUAUUGGCUGCUCCAAAAAAGAAGGUCUCCCAUCAAAAGAAAAGGCAAAAGGCCAUAGCACCAGCCAGAAAGCAAUUGAAAUUUAUUCACCAUCUAAAUAAUUGUCCAAGUUGUGGACAUUACAAGAGGGCAAAUACUAUAUGCAUGUAUUGCUUUGGUUCUGUCCGUCAUUUGUGGAAAUCAUUCACAAGAAAAGAAUUAAAAGAACCUAUUCAAGAACAAGAAUUGAGUGAUUUGGAUAAAAAAAUUAUAUAUCCUGGUAGGAAAGAGACCGACUAUACAAAGAAAUUGAAAGAUAAAGAUAGUUAUUUAGAACGUCGUAUGAGGACUUUACCUGUUGAAGGAAAGGAGUAA